AGACGACCAGUGUCCACGGAGGUGGUUCUUCUGCUCCUCUUCGGAGAACGGGCGAAGGACACAUGUCCCACAAUGCAACGCUUUAGUAAGAUCAAGCUCAACCUACAAGGAAGAUUAAAUUUAUUUUUUUACAUACGUCAACAUCUCCAAGAGUCGGACGAGCUUGUCCUUGUAGGAAGGGCAAAUCUCGUCCACCCCGUCGACGAAGACUGCGAUGUCCCCCGACUCGUAAAGGGCAGCCUUGAGGAACCUCUGCGUGGACUCAGCCGAACUCGACGCCGAAGCCGCGACACCGGCCGCCGCGACACCGGCCGCCGCAGCCAGCAGUUGCACCAAGUGCUCCUGCGUCAAGUCUGCGACGCAAGAAAUAGAGAAAGGGCUUAUUGGUUCAAGUAG
Molecule: messenger RNA, 396 nt
Organism: Gryllus bimaculatus (two-spotted cricket)
Lineage: Eukaryota; Metazoa; Arthropoda; Insecta; Orthoptera; Gryllidae
Source: the annotation of a GenBank genome assembly